CCGGCAGAGCGCAACAUGGCCCGGGCCGCGCGCGCGCUGUGGCCGGCCGGGCGCCUGCUGGCCUGGAGGCUGGGCAGCCUGCCCCGGGCCUCGCACCCCGCGCACGGCCGGGCCGGGCUCGCAGGGGCGGCGGGGGGUCCGGAUCCCGCUGCUGCCGCCCGCUGGGGCCGCCCUCGGGUCCUGGGGGCUGCGGCGCUGGCCCUGGGGGGCGCCCUGGGGCUGUACCACUCUGCACGGUGGCACCUGUCAGCCCAGGAUCUGCAAGCCCAGCGCCUGGCCGCCGAGCUCUCCCUGUCGGGCCGCCUGCAGCUGACCCUGUACCAGUACAAAACAUGCCCCUUCUGCAGCAAGGUCCGUGCCUUCCUGGACUUCCACGCGCUGCCCUACCAGGUGGUGGAGGUGAACCCAGUACGCAGGAGUGAGAUCAAGUUCUCCUCCUACCGCAAAGUGCCCAUCCUGCUGGCCCAGGAAGGAGAAAACUCGCAACAGCUGAAUGAUUCCUCGGUGAUCAUUAGUGCCCUCAAGACCUACCUGGUAUCUGGGCAGCCCCUGGACGCCGUCAUCAGCUACUACCCCCCCAUGAAGGCCACCAACGAGCAGGGCAAGGAAGUGACCGAGUUCUGCAACAAGUACUGGCUCAUGCUGGAUGAGCGCGAGGCCCAGCGCAUGUACGGCGGGAAGGAGGCCAGGACGGAAGAGAUGAAGUGGCGGCAAUGGGCGGACGACUGGCUGGUGCAUCUUAUCUCGCCCAACGUGUACCGCACGCCCACUGAGGCCCUGGCUUCCUUUGACUACAUCGUGAAAGAGGGCAGAUUCGGGCUGGUGGAGGGCGCCGUGGCGAAGUAUGUGGGCGCCGCGGCCAUGUAUCUCAUCAGCAAGCGGCUCAAGAGCAGGCACCACCUUCGAGAUGAUGUGCGUCAGGACCUCUAUGAAGCGGCGGACAAGUGGGUGGCUGCAGUGGGCAAACACAGACCUUUCAUGGGGGGCCAGAAGCCGAACCUAGCCGAUCUGGCGGUGUAUGGCGUGCUGCGGGUGAUGGAGGGCCUGGAGGCCUUUGAUGACCUGAUGCGCCACUCCCGCAUCCAACCAUGGUACCUGCGGGUGGAGAAGGCCAUUGCACAGGCCCCCAGAGACUGAGCCCUGUUGGGCCGGUGGCCAUGGACACACUUGCUGCCAGCACAGAGCCGGGGCCAGGAUGCUGUGUGUGGAGCCAGGAUGAUGUGCCCUGCCCUGUCCCCCAGCUUUUGACUCCGGAGAAGUGGAGCUAGGAUUCAUAUCCCUCCUGGACCUCAGUGACAGUCU
Molecule: messenger RNA, 1302 nt
Organism: Suncus etruscus (white-toothed pygmy shrew)
Lineage: Eukaryota; Metazoa; Chordata; Mammalia; Eulipotyphla; Soricidae
Gene: PTGES2
Product: prostaglandin E synthase 2
Exons: 7
Coding region: 16-1137 (373 amino acids)
Cellular component (GO): mitochondrion
Molecular function (GO): prostaglandin-E synthase activity
Source: RefSeq, a predicted model, not a curated record